Drosophila grimshawi is the source of this 5456-nucleotide messenger RNA. It is a transcript of the gene Setx, whose product is annotated as probable helicase senataxin. Gene Ontology annotation, biological process: termination of RNA polymerase II transcription. The record is from RefSeq and is a predicted model, not a curated record. The transcript has 7 exons. Gene Ontology annotation, molecular function: protein binding; helicase activity; transcription termination site sequence-specific DNA binding. The coding region runs from base 43 to 5163 and encodes 1706 amino acids. NCBI's taxonomy places the organism in Eukaryota, Metazoa, Arthropoda, Insecta, Diptera, Drosophilidae. Gene Ontology annotation, cellular component: nuclear body.
CUAUUUCACCAUUGAUACAAUCCGUCGUAGUGCACUCCUGCAAUGGAGGCGCAUUGUGACUAUUGGUACUUGGAGCAUGUGAGCACCGGGAAGAAACUAAUACUGCAAUCCGGCGAGAAUUCAGUGGGCAGGCACUCGUGCUGCAAGUUUGUGCUAAAGGAUUACAACUUCCUGUCCCGACAGCACGCCAAGUUCAUUGUAGAUCAAGACAAUAACGUAUGCCUCGAGCAGUUGAAUGCACUCAAUGGAAUUUUUAUCAAUGAAUCCAAGCUUGUAGCAAAUACUCAGCGUCUGAACUCCGAUGAUAUAAUCGGUCUUGGAGUUGAAGUUGAAUCAUCGGACGCAGUGGUUCCGCCUAACUAUGCUAUAUUCCAAUUGAAGCUAAUGUCUUCUAAUGACGAGGACAUUGUUCUUAUAUCCGAUGACGAGGUCGAUGAUGGAACAGUGCCUAAUGAUUACAAUAUAGAUGCCGUUAAGCAGGAAGGGGACGAGAUUAACAACGCCGCCAAUAAACCUGAUAAUGAGAAAUCAGCCGAUGCAAGUCCAAAUCCAAACAGGGUAAUACACUUACCAAAACUUCCGGAAGUGAAACAAGAAAUUCUAUCGCAGGCAUCGAAAGAUAUUGAGAACAUUUUCGGCGAGGCGGAUGAGGAGUUUCUUGAAUCGGUUUAUCAAAUCAAUCCGUAUGUGUACAAGCAGCUGAAUAACAAGAACGUUGUCACAACUGGUGAGAAAAUAUACAACGGCGAUAUAAUUGAGCUGCUUGAAAAGGCUGCCAAUCCAGAAAUCUCUCUACCCGAGAAUGGAGACACCCCAGAACAGCCUCCUGAGUAUGCAAACUUACCAAAAACUCCACCACCGCCAUUAAUUGGUGCCUCAAUUAUUGUGGAUGACAACGAUGAUGACUAUGAUGAAAACAUGGCCUUGUCGCUACGCGAAAUGAAGGAUGAAAUGGCCGAAAUUGGUGAGCUUAUUGAUGAGGCGCAGGAGGACGAGAUCCAGGACGAUGAUGAUUUUCAGCCACAAGCAUCAUGGAUCAAAACCGAAAUAGCCACACAAAUCAAUGAGGAUGAAAUUAUACUCAUUGAGGACGAAGACGACGAACUUCAAAGCAAAGUGGCCGAUUGGUCAUCGAAGCUGCUCUCUCAAAAUAUACUGUCGCAAGUUUAUCCACUGGAUGAGGAGGAUCAAUGUGAUGCUGAGUCACAGGCUGAGCAAUUGUUUAAUGAUACCAAUAGAGAUGCUAAUAAUGACAACGGCAAUCAGUUAUCAGAGCUGUCUAUUUUUAUGAGACAUAGAUUAAAAGCGAUACGAAUUGACAGCAGCUCCAGCGAAGAUGAGUCUGAAGCCAUUUGCCCAGCUGAGAAGACGACACUGCAGAAUUCCAUGCUACAUAGUGUAAAAUCGAUUGAUAUAUUGCAAUCACAGCAAAAUGAUUGCGACGAUUUGAUAGCAAAGGAUGCCCAUAAGAAAUCUGAGGCUGAACGCUCCGACAUAGCCUGCAACAAACAGCCGGAAUCACCCAGUACACUAAAAAAGCCACAGAAGAAGUCCACACUGCGCAAGCGUAACAAAAGUGUCUCGGAGCGCUCGGAGAUUGAAGAGCUGCCUGUAGAAGCAGAUGAGCCUGCUACCGAGCUCGAAUCAUCCGCUAAGAAACGCAGCCCGCUCCUUCAAAAUAUAUCGAAAUCUUGUCAUUUUGAGAGCCCCUUAUCAUCUCCAACAAGAGUACAAAGCAGUCCCAAAGAAGACCAAAAUAAAACCAAAAAGAUGUCAACAGAAGCAACACCAACAAAAUGUAGUUCUCGCUUACAAAACAGAUCCAAAUCUUGUUAUAUGGAAAGACCCACGUUAUCGGUAACAAAACAACAAGAAAAAACAACUAAAGACUCAAAGAAAGCAAAGGAGAUACCGCCGGAAAAGAUGUUCGUACCAGAACCAGCUAUAUCUCCAAAGAAGAGCAAAUCCAAAUCAAGUUAUAAGGAAAGCCCCUCAACUGCUUCAACGAUCACAAUCAAGGACAAAAACAAACAGCCGCCAGUAGAGGCAACUGAAUUUGUGACUUUGCCAGAGCCCGCGAAAGCACUGAGCCCACGCUUGCUAAACAGAUCCAAAUCCUGCUACAUGGAACGUGCCAUAUCAUCACCCGAAAGGUCCGAGCAGUCAACAAAUAAAACACCUCACAGCAAGUCGAUUUCUCAGCGAAGCACCGAUAAGUCAUCCACAGGAACCUCAAGUAACGAUGAGCAUAGUCGUAAGCCAAUGGUCAUUGCAGCCCCCCAUUUGCCCAAAUGCCGCGGAAAAUUGCGAGGCGUUUCAGCCGUCAGCAAGGAAAUAAAGCGUAAAAUUCAAGUACUUGACCGACAACGCUCUGACGAUUACAUGGCGCAGAUGAAGAAGAAAUGGUAUCAGAAAUCAAAGGACAGGAAACGUGAAUGCAAGCAAAUCAAGGAGAAACGUCGCGAGGAGCUCAAAAAACUUGCCGCAAUACCAAAGUCAGAUGCUAAAGCUGCUGCUAGCGAUGGACGCAAACGCAAACAGACGAGCGUGCCCACGCCGGGCAAUUGCAAUCGUGGCGAGUUCCUAACGAAAGAAGUGCAACCACCCAUCUCAAAGAAAUCUAAACUGGAUAAGACGCCAGCAAUGCCGACAAAACCAAAGCCCGUACGUCGAGCCACCAUCGAAUCCUUCAGUCAGCAGCUGAAUGCCGCCGACCUAAUAAAGAGUCCGCCCACACAUUUCAGUCGACUGCCGGAACGCAAGGAUGCGCAAAAGGCGCGCAAUCAGAGGACCUGCAAUCGGGUUACUUUUGCCGAUAUGGAUCGGCAGUUCGAAAUGCGACAAAAGUUAAACAAGUUGGCGAAACGCGUCCGUUUCAAUGAUACUCCACAAAUAAGAAUUAUCGAACGGAUUGGUAACAUAAAAGUUGGCAAUAAAAAGGAUACCAAAAAGCUGACACUGAGCACGUACAAGGAGCGUCGCGAAUGGGCACACGCACACGGCAAAUUGGAUAACUUUCGCGAUCUGAUUAUGGGCGACAUUCUUAGCUGGGCCAAUCAGUGGCUAACACUGCGCUCUGCCGACGCGGUGGCAGAAUCUGAUGUCCUCAUACCCAUUCCAGAUGAGUUCAAAAGCUUCAAACAGUACAGAGAUACCAUUAUACCACUGAUGAAAGUGGAACUGCUCGCCACCAUAGAGCGUGACUAUGAAAUAUCCACAGACAGAUUUGAGGUCCAUUUGAAGAGUUUCUCGCAGGACAACACUCGAAAUCGACCGCGUUUUGUGCUGUUCACCACAUACAACCAGCGGAUUGUGAAGAAAUUUGAUCUAUAUACUAUAUAUUGUCACAAAAAUCGAAAAAAGACGUUUGCGAAUGUGGUAAACACCCAAAGGAUAUCUGGUGACCAUUAUGAACUACAUUUUGAAAUAUUGCAAGAGGAUAUUACCAUGGAGAUGCUGAGCGGUAUAAAAACUUUAACGGUGCGCCCCAUCGUGGAUAAUAUACGAGUGGAAAUGGGUACAUUCAAUGCCAUAUAUUUAUUGAGUCGCUCGCCACUCGCCCAGCGCAUCUUACAGCCCAGCGAGAAUGUAGUAUCGUAUGACAACAAAUUAAUACCGCAUGCGGCAUACAAGGGCUAUAAUAAACUGAACAAGCGCCAGAUUGAUAUUUGCCAGCGCACCUGGCAUCGGCUGGUUGAUGACUCAACGCCCAGUAUUACGCUGAUCCAGGGUCCACCGGGCACUGGCAAGUCGGUGAUCAUCUCCAAUCUCACGUUGCAGUGCAUUUAUGGUAGCAGUAAUAUAAUGCUGGAUCGCAAGAUACUCAUAUGUGCGCAUAGCAAUGCGGCUGUGGAUAAUAUAACGUACUAUUUAAAACGUGCCCACCACGCCAUGUGUAAUUAUCGGUUUGAUGUAUUGCGCUUCGGCCUAUUUGAAAAAAUGAACCCAAAUGUGCAGGAUAUUUCGCUAAACCACUAUCUAAAACAGAAGCGUGACGAGAAGCGUAAUCGUCUCACUGCCGAUAAUAUUUUGAGUCUAACAAACCAACAAAAUGAGCUGAAAAUGGAAAUCGCAGAGCUUAAGAAAUCGUCUACGAAAAUGAAUUAUAUGCAACAGCAGUUGACUGCCAAAGAGCGACAAUUGCGUCUAAUCACGGAGCAACUGAAUCCACCGCUGACGCCACGCGAAGAGCACCGGUUCUCUACAGAGCGCGUGGAGCGCGCUAAUAUUGUGUGCACCACACUCUCGAGCUGCGUCAAGCUGGCCAACUUCAUAGACUACUUUGACAUAUGCAUCAUAGAUGAAGCAACACAGUGCACAGAGCCAUUUACAUUGUUGCCACUGCGCUUCGGUGUACGCGGUCUCGUCCUGGUCGGCGACACACAACAGCUGCCCGCCACAGUGCUGUCCCAAAAGGCAAUUGACUUUGGCCUGGGCAACUCAAUGUUCGCUCGCAUACAGCGCAAUUUGCAACUGCAGCUGGAAAGGAAGCGUGUCAAUCAAGUUGUGCACACGAAAAUAUUUCGAUUAUCCACACAGUAUCGGAUGCAUCCAGAUAUUUGCCAAUGGCCAAAUAGCUACUUCUACGACAAUCAGUUGACGAAUGCCGAUUGCACGGCGUAUCUGAUAUCACCAUUUAUUCCAUAUUGUGUCAUCAAUUUGAGCUAUACGCAGGACACCAAUGAUGUGAGCAGUCGCAGCAUUAGCAACGAUGAGGAGGCACAUUUUGUGGCCAAACUGCUGGUCGAGAUGAACAAGCAUAUGCCCGCCGAGCGCUAUAAAUAUGGACUGAUAACGCCAUAUAGCAAUCAUUGUUAUACUCUCAGUCAGGUGAUACCCAGCACCAUGAAGAUUACGCCGCAAACUGUCGAUGCGUAUCAAGGUCAGGAGCGGGACAUCAUCAUCUUAUCGAAUGCACGCACACGCGGCGUCGGCUUCCUCACCAACUAUCAGCGACUCAAUGUGGCCAUCACCAGGCCAAAACGCUGCCUCGUCAUCUGUGGCAACUUUGAUGAUUUACAAUCUGUACAAAUUUGGCGUCAUUUGCUGGACGAUGCACGCAGUCGAAAUAUUUACUUUGAUGUGAAGCGCAGCGAUGUUGAGGAUUUAAAUCGAUGUCUAAUCAGUAAGAUGCUUGUGCCGCCACUUGAAAUUCCGAGUUGAUUUAACUCGUCGUCCAAGUUUUAUAAAUUUCUUAAUAGUACAUCAUUUCAACAAUUAUUGAAUUCAUUCCUGAAGUGCCAAAGCAUAUAUAAAAAUAUAUAUAAAUAUAUAUGAAUACAGUUACUUACUUAUAUAUGGCUGCUAUUUAACCGAAAAGAAAUUGGUUAUUAAUUUGAAAAUAACAUGAAUUAUAAAUGCAUUUUUACAUUUAAAUUUUAAUUAUGUUUUGUAACAUCAAUAAAGACUUGCCUUAGGUCUAAAACAGUUUCACUCGACUCUAAAGUGAAUUGAAU